This is a messenger RNA of Arvicanthis niloticus (Nile rat), 1189 nucleotides long. The record is from RefSeq and is a predicted model, not a curated record. NCBI's taxonomy places the organism in Eukaryota, Metazoa, Chordata, Mammalia, Rodentia, Muridae.
AUGGUAAAUACUGGUCCCCAAGAUCUGGCUGCCCUCAAUGAGGGCUUCCUUGUUGUACCUCGAAACAAAACUUCCACACCUUCCUCAAGUGUUGAAGAAGGGUCCCCAAAGUCCUUGAGAAAGGUGGAGCCUCAAAAAGAUCAGCACGUGUUACCUGAAUGUGCUGACAAUACACUGGAUAAGGGAAAAGCACACCUGAAGGUGGCCAAGGACCAGCCCUUUCAUGCACUUCAGCAGUUCAUCAAUGGGGUAGAUAUUGGGUUGGGCCAAUUCAAAGCCCUGGAUCUGGGCCUGAGAGUGGUGACUGGUGUCUUUGAGAGUCUGGGGUCAUCUCAGGAGUGGUCUCUGGACUUUUCUUCAAUUUUAAAGAAAUUUUCUCGAAAAAAAACUGUGGCCCCCCUCGUUGUGAAGAGACGUCAAGUCCUCCCUGUUGCCUUCACAGAAACAGCCCAGAUAACAACGGAAGUGCUACCUGAAAAUGCUGAUGCUGCACCUUCAGCAGGGGAACAGGGAGAGCCACCAGUGGGGAUGGCGAAGGAGGAGAGGAAAAAACGUAGACACAUCUUUUCCAUAUUAAGAGGAAUUUGUCGGAAGAAAACCGUAACCCCUCAGGACACAAAAACACCUUCAGCCUCUGAGGGUCCUUCGACAAAAACAACUGAAAAGAACACCAAAGAUCUACCAGAAAAUACUGACAACCAACUUACACCAGAUGACCAAAAACGCACACCAGACACUAUGGAGUCGGUGGAAGUAAGAAGGCGCAGACUCAUAAGUUUACUAAUAAAGACAAUUAAAGAGAAGCAAGCUAUGGACACUCAGAAUGCGAUGGGACCUGAAGUCCAUAAGGAUACUUCAGCUGAAACUACUGUACACAGUAAGAAAGUAGAUGUACCGGAGCAUACUCACAACCCACUUCCUCUAGAUGACCAAAAAGGCACACCAGACACUAUGGAGUCGGAAUGCAAAAUGUUCCAGACAUUAAACAGCUAUUUUUUAAAAAAGGAGAGUUUGAACCUCAUGAUGAGGGGUCCUGGGAAGAAUACCAAAGCUAUUUCCCACAUGCCAUUCAUGUUCCCGACUCUAGACAAACUUUGCAGAUGGUUUCCACCAUGGUAGAGAGUUCCCAGGUGGGAGACUCGGAUGUUGAAGAACAACAAGAACAACUGGAUAGUAAAGAGAAUUUUCC